Molecule: messenger RNA, 1517 nt
Organism: Boleophthalmus pectinirostris (great blue-spotted mudskipper)
Lineage: Eukaryota; Metazoa; Chordata; Actinopteri; Gobiiformes; Gobiidae
Gene: creld2
Product: cysteine-rich with EGF-like domains 2
Exons: 10
Coding region: 190-1281 (363 amino acids)
Molecular function (GO): calcium ion binding
Source: RefSeq, a predicted model, not a curated record
ACGCGGAAAUCUAAAACCGCAUCCCCCUUUUUUCAAAGCCGGCAUGUAAAUACAGCUUAUUCGUUGUUUGCAUAGAUAACGCUAAUUUAAUAUGAACGGUUGGAGAAGGUAGUUUAGAUGUUAGCGACGCUUUAGCGGUUUAGGAGCUCCGAAUGGUUGUGCCCUGAUGUGCAUGCGAUCUGAGCAGAAAUGCUACUAUCCUUGGGUCUAGAUCUGCGGUUUUUGCGGCUAUUGUUUUGUGUUUUUCUUGUUUUCAUGUUUCAAGCAGCAGAGGCCAAGCAAGACUUGAAGAGCGCGUGUUCGACCUGUCGACAAAUCACUGAUAACUUCAGCAAGGGCCUUGAGAAAACAGCAAACCAGAACUUUGGAGGAGGGAACACUGCCUGGGAGGAGAGAAAACUAUCUAAAUAUGAAACAAGUGAGAUUCGUCUGAUGGAGAUUAUUGAGGGGCUGUGCGAUAGCAGCAGUUUUGAGUGCAACCGAAUGCUAGAAGAACAUGAAGAGCAUUUUGAAACUUGGUGGUUCAAGAGGAAAGCAAAAAACCCUGAUCUCCACAAGUGGUUCUGCAUUGAGACUGUCAAAGUUUGCUGUCCAAAGGGAACCUUUGGUCCGGAUUGUAAUGCCUGUGUUGGAGGCUCUGAGAGGCCAUGUCAUGGCAAUGGACAGUGUGAUGGUGACGGGACUCGAGGAGGGAACGGGAAGUGCAGCUGUGACUCUGGAUAUGAUGGGGAAUUCUGCCUGGACUGUAGAGAUGGAUACUUUAAUGAAGAGAAGAAUGACACAUUUUCCCUCUGCACAGAAUGCCAUUUAUCCUGCAAAACCUGCAAUGGACCAACUCACCAGGACUGUGAUGAAUGCAAGGAUGGCUGGGAGGAAGAUGACAAUGAAGCUUGUGUUGAUGUCAAUGAGUGCACUAAAGACCCCACACCCUGUAAAGAGGAUGAGCACUGCCUUAACACCGAGGGUUCCUUCUCAUGCAAAGCUUGCGACAAAGUGUGCUCUGGCUGCACUGGUCCAGGACCAGAAAACUGUAAGGCUUGUGCCAGUGGGUAUCAGGACAUAGAGGGCAACUGCACUGAUGUGGAUGAGUGUUCCCAGCAGGAACCAGUCUGCACCAAAGAGCAUCAGGAGUGUGUAAAUACGAAAGGCAGUUAUCUGUGCAUCUGUGCAUAUGGAUAUGAAGAGGAAGAAGGAGAAUGUGUCCAAAAGCCACAGCCAGAAAAAGAACCAUCAGAAAGUUCACCAGAUCCUGUUGAGACAUCUGAACAUGUGGAGCUUUGACAACUGGCCAAAGCGGUUGAUUUUAAACUUGACUUCAGCACUUAGCACAUCCUCUGGACUCAGACCAACAAGAGUGGUUACAAGUAUUUUAUCUGUCUGGGAUCAUGGAUUUCUGGACUAAGAGACAUUUAACUAAUUUUUUUUCAUUUUUAUGUUUCACGUUUGCUCAACAUGUCGUGUCAUGUCUUUUUAAAAUAAGGAAGGAAAGGUAUUAAAGAAUCUAAAUUUCAAUUUAA